AUGGCCUCCACCGCCGACCUCGACGCCCUCGUCAAGACCCGCGUCACCGACCCCAUCCCCCCCGAGACGCUCUUCCCCAUCCUCUCCACGGCGCCCUUUGUGCCCUCCAAGUCGCUCAUCAACGCCCGCGACGUCGGCGCCGUCCCCGGCAGCAACAUCCCCGCCGGCCGUAUCUACCGCUGCGGCACCCUGCAGUACGCCAGCCAGGACCCCGACGCCCUGGCCUGGAUCGGGGCCAACGUGCGCCGCAUCUUCGACCUGCGCAAACCCGAGGAGAGGGAGCGCGGGCCCGACCCGGAGAUUGCUGGCGUCGAGAACGUCUGGCGGGCUGCGGCGAGGGACUACCAGACGCCCAGCCUGGCCGAGUUUGCAAAGGGAGAUGGCAGUGAAGCCUGGAGGGACCAAUACAUGGCCGUGGCUCUGAGCUAUGCGCCCACUUACAAGGCCGUUCUCGAGCACAUACGCGAUACGCCCACCGAGCCGUUUCUCUUCCACUGCACAGCUGGCCGCGAUCGCACCGGUGUUCUCGCCGGCUUGCUGCACCACCUCGCCGGCACGGCCUCCGACGAUGCCGUCCGCGACUACAUGCUCUCCCGCAUCGGCACCGAAGUUGCCCGCGACAAGCUCAUCCACUUCGCCCUAGAGAGCGUCGGAACCACCGACAUGGAGACGCCCGGCUUCUACAACCUCGUCGAGCUGCGGCCGCAGUAUUGGAACGCCUUUGUCGACGGCCUCACGGAGCGCUAUGGCGGCUGGGACGGCUACGUGACCAAGGAGCUGGGGCUGUCGGAGGAGGAUCUCAACACUAUUAAGAAGAACAUUCGCUCCUAG
Messenger RNA from Trichoderma gamsii, 831 nucleotides. RefSeq lists its product as hypothetical. The transcript has 2 exons. Gene Ontology annotation, biological process: dephosphorylation. The coding region runs from base 1 to 831 and encodes 276 amino acids. The record is from RefSeq and is a predicted model, not a curated record. NCBI's taxonomy places the organism in Eukaryota, Fungi, Ascomycota, Sordariomycetes, Hypocreales, Hypocreaceae. Gene Ontology annotation, molecular function: phosphoprotein phosphatase activity.